This is a messenger RNA of Phymastichus coffea, 1654 nucleotides long. RefSeq names its product lysosome-associated membrane glycoprotein 1 (gene Lamp1). The record is from RefSeq and is a predicted model, not a curated record. Bases 278 to 1207 code for a protein of 309 amino acids. Lineage: Eukaryota; Metazoa; Arthropoda; Insecta; Hymenoptera; Eulophidae. Gene Ontology annotation, cellular component: membrane. The transcript has 5 exons.
AAAUAUCAUUUGGAGAGAGAGGAGUUGUGUCAUUUUCCCAACACAAUAGUAUCGUUCAGCUAUUUUAGUAUCAAUCUUUGUUGGACAAUUCAACAAUUUAGUAGCCCUGCGCUGCCGUGGUCCGUGGUGUCUCUGUACACUGGAAAGUCAUUAUCUGCACGGAAUUCUUUCGUUCCGUACGUCUCAAUUAGUAACGAUAUUCUUGUUUAGCUUUCUGUUGUACGUCGCAGUUCGUUGAGAUUAUUGAAAGACCAUAGACGUGUGGCCGAACUUUAAAAUGAAGAAAUCUACUGCGCUGUUUUUUAUUUGUUCCCUAGUUUUGAUAUCAGGAUUCAAUGCUCAAGUUACUUCUAAGCCUGACCCUACUGCAAGCCCUAUUGAAGUCAAAACAACCACUACUUCUAUUCAUGACAAAACAACUACUAUCAUAAGCACUACAUCUAUUAAAACAACCAUUAGCACUACAGAAAAUCCAAAGACUACUUCUAACCCAACUACUGCUUCUGUAAGUACAAGUACUAGUGCUCCCGCAACAACUCCAGUACCAGAUCCUCAAGCAGCGAAAUGGAGUAUAAGUGACAAAGACAAUGUCAUCAUUGUUAACAUGGCUGUACAACUGAGUAUCACCUACAAUGUUAAAAAUGAUGAGAAAGUAAAGAACAAAACUGUAUUGAUAGAUAUUCCAUCAAAUAACCAAACAAUAGCUAGUGGCAAUUUCUCUUCAAAUCUUCAAACAAUUAUACUUUCAUGGAAGUCUUCUGGUGCUGGAAAUAAUAGUUUCAGCCUUACUUUCAAAAAAAGUAAUGUAUCUAAAACUUAUUGGCUUAGCCAAUUAGAAGUUCAAGUUCAAGCUGAAGAUCUACCUGGUGUUGAUCCAAGUGUAACAUUGAAAGUUUUCCAUAAUCAAGAGCAUUUCAAUACUAGCCUUGGAAACUCUUAUCAAUGCAACAAACUGCAACCCUUCAGUUUAAUGAAAGAAAAUGAUACUCAAAUUAUCGGUUAUGUUAAUAUUACAGACAUCAAAUUUCAAGCUUUCAAAACAGGUCAUGACACAUCAUUUGAUCAUGCUGAAGUCUGUGCAUUUGACACCCCUGAUAUUGUGCCAAUAGCUGUAGGUUGUAUUUUAGCAGGUUUGGUUGUUACAAUUUUGGUUGGAUAUCUCAUUACUCGGCGACGUAGCCAAGCCAGGGGUUACCUCAGUAUGUAAACAGGAACAUUCUUAGAUUUUUUUAAUGAAAUUCAUAUGAAUUCUGUAUCCAAAAAUCGUUUAUUUUAUACUCCACUAAACUCAUAUUUAUGUUUCAUUAAAACUUAAUUUCCUACUGCGGAGUCAUCUUGUCUUGUAUAAUUAACCAUUCAUUAAAACAAUAGUCACACAAUUUAUAAAUGAUUAAUUAUACCCAGACAAAGUUAAAACUGUAAGUUUUGUAUUUCCCUAGGGAUACUAAAAAGUAAAGAAAUGUAUUAUAUCCACCAAAAAUUAUAUCUUCAAUCAAAUUCAAUACUGGUAAAAUUUUUUCCUAUUUGUAAGGAUGCAUUUCAAAAAUCAUCUCUAGUGUGGUUUAAGAGACCUGCUUUAAUAUUUCUAUAGUGAAGGAGCACGAAUGUCAAUAUGUGGCAUUCCAAAAAAUUAAGGCUUUUUUUCUUGAUUCAA